UUCUUAUUAAUAAGCAAAAUCUGAUUUAAAGAAAAGCAUAAGAGCAAAUAACGAGGAAGGCUUUAAAAGGGGUAACUAACAUUAAUAUUAUUAAAUAAAGAUUUUAUUCAGUUUGCGGAUGGUUAUGUUCCUCAGGUCUCACGAAGAAGUGAAAUAACAGCUAAUAAAGGUAAAGUGACAAAUAUAACUCGUCUAUUAUCAUAUCCGUAUAAAAGUAAACAUCUCAUUUCGUUCUCAUGAAGGAAUGUUAAAAAGGUAUCGCGGUGCAUAUAUUACUUUACAAAUUAUUAUUGCGUGCAGUUUCCUGUGUUAACAAACUUGCCAGAUUGAACUUUUAAAAUCCGGGUAAAGCAAAAUAAUGUAUAAUGAUUUACAUCGAAAUCCAUUCAAGCGGAGACUUAAAAGUUCACGUUUAUUUUAUAUAUAGAAAGUGACAAAUAUUUGUUGUGUACCUAUACAUUUUCUCACAUUGUAUUUAUUAUACAAUUUGUGUCAAUGGAUAAAUUUAUAACACUUAGCUGUUGAUUUCGUAUAAAACAUCAAAGCUGGUGGAAUGAAAAUAUAUAAAUAGGGAUUUCUACGAAAAUGCUUUAAGAUAAAAAAGGAUAAUCGUGUUCGAUCGGUGACACUAAACCAUUCGGCUUCGUUUUGAAGUGAUCUAAUAUGCACUGUAGAUGGAUAUAUAAGUGUACAUGUGUGUGUUAAGACUAUAUUUAUUAAUGAAUGUUUGUUAACAGAUUUUUAAAAGUAAACAGUGAUGUUACUGGUUGCUCGGUGCAAUUUGAAGGGUCCUUUAAAAAUGAACAUAGCAUCGUGCAUAAGUUUCGCUGAAUACUACAUCUCAAGCACAUUUUAUAAUAAAGUGCCGGUAUAGGUUUGCACUUGAAAUUAACCUGAUCUGUAACUUAUGACUUAUAAAUGAAUUCGUGAUAUAUCAUUUUACAACAGCAGUUGGUGUAAACGUUACCAUGAAUUUAAAUGAAGAUGGUUAAAACACAAAUUUUGCUGAACAUUAAACACAUUUCAAACGAUUUAUCAGAUACAUCAGUGGAAUAAAAGCAGUAUGUGCUCAAGCAGCGAGGUUUGAAUAUGUCUUACAACGGAAGACCAUUACCAAAGUCUCGAGCGCUGAGUCUUACAUCUCAGACUUCAAUUGAAUUAGACGCUACGAGGCUUUUGGAGCUUAUAACUGCAGACGACACAACAGGAAGUGGUAAACCAGAAGUGAAAAUCACGCGCAAAUCUUUAUCAAAAAUAUCAAAAGAUCUCAAUUUAACUGAAGAAGAAUUAGACAUCAUUUUUGCUGCUCUGGAUAGUGACGAAGAUGGAUUUAUAACGACAUCAGAAUUACGUCAGAAAGCGCUGACGAACAGUCAAUUUAUAUUUGAAAAAUGUCCGAGUGAAGUUGACGCUUUAUCAGAACUUGGAGAGGAACUUUCCCUUUUGGACACCUACUGCCAGGAACAAGUAUGCGAGUUAUACCAGCAACUUCAUCACGCCGGAAAUCCAGAAUUGUUGGAAACAUAUGAAUCUUGCAUCCUAGGUAUUCUAAAAGAUCUCAGACAACAUCAAGUUGAAAAUGACAGGCUUGAAAAAUCAUUUAAAAGAGAGAAAGAGCAACAUGAACGACACAUGCGACAGAUGGAAGAGGAAAUGGAAAUGCAAGUACAAAGAGUGGAAGAAAGAGUCAGGAAAAAGGAGGAAGAAAAGAAAGAAGAGGAGAAAGCUGAAAUGAGAGGAAAGGUGCAAGAGGAAAUCAACAUGCUUCAACAGAACCUAAAACGUCUUCAACAGGACGGACCGGAGGCGAAGAAUAAGGAGAUAGAAGAACAAUUACUGCAUUUAAAGGGUAAAGUGGAAGAAAUGACAUUUGCUAAUAGGCAAUUAAAAAGUGAGCUGACAGAUGCACAUACUAAUCUCGCGCUUGUAAAGGGUGAUUUUGCCUCUGUUAAACAACAACUGAAUGAGAAGAUACACGAAAUUUCUAUGGAUAAAGAAACAAUCAGUGAAUACCAACGGGAACAAGAAAAUCUAACGAGACAAUUACAUCUAUUACAUGACGCCAACAAACGUCUUCAUGAUACCAACGAUGAUCUUCGAGAGGCAGUUGAAGUUGCUCGCCGUGCUUCUCCGAUACGUCAGCAAUCUGUAACAGGUUUAUCAACAUUGUCAUGGUUUCGUGACGAGAUUGCCAAAGAACGUAUUCGUAAGAGAUUGUCUAAUACCAGUACUGUAGGAACUCUUCCAGAUUAUAGGAGAGGCUCAUUGAUGAGCGAAUACUUCCAAAGUGCUCCUCUGAUCCGUUCCCGGAUGGGUUCACAGUCUUCUCUGAUAGAAGAACCUCAUGCGGCCCCCGUCACAGUACAAAAUCUUGCUAAACAUUCUCCAAGAGUUGUUCCCGUGAAACUCCCGCAUCAAGAUACUUGUGAGUCUGACGCGGGUAUUCUUGAAGACAUAGAUAGUGGGCAUUCAACCCUUCGAGAUGGGAAUGAAAAUGACCUGGAUAGGGAAGCAUUUUUAAAUGAUGCUGAGACUAUGCAUAGAUUAAUGGCUGACAAACGCCAUCGGCGUAGCAGGUCAAACAGAGAUCUUCCAUUGAUCGAGGAUAUUGAUUCAAAUGACGAGAUGGAUACAGAAUCAGAGAUUCCUUUAGAUUGUGUAGAUGCUAAACUUUACCGCCAUGUUGUUGAUCAACGGCGUAUAGGUUCAGGGAGCAGUAGAUCUUCAUCUUCACGUAGUUCACGCUCACGGGAAGGCUUUAGUCGAAGACAAAGCACAUUGACUCAAGAUACUACAGCAAAAGUGAGCAAGGAUCCGGACAGAAUGUUUAAAGUUGUGUUGGCAGGAGAUGCAGCUGUGGGAAAAUCUAGUCUAAUAAUGAGGCUAUGCAAAGGGAAAUUCUUUGAAAAUCUCAGUUCUACAUUAGGGGUUGAUUUCCAAACGAAAAUGAUAGAACUUGAUGGCCGUACGGUGGCGCUUCAACUCUGGGAUACAGCAGGACAGGAACGUUUUCGGAGUAUAGCUAAAUCAUACUUUCGAAGAGCAGAUGGGGUUCUUCUCCUGUACGACUGUACUUAUGAACGUUCAUUCAUGAGUAUCAGAGAGUGGAUGGACUCGAUUGAGUCUUCUCAGGACGGCUCGAUUAAAAAGUUACCCAUAAUGCUAUGCGGCAACAAGACAGACAUGCGCAGUGAAGCGGAACGUCUUGGAAGAUCCAUUGUUUCAUAUGACGACGGUCAAAGAUUAGCAAGGGAAUAUAGUGCUUUAUUUAUAGAAACUAGUGCAAAGGAUGGAACAAAUGUUAGCGAAUGUGUCACCGAGCUCACCAGACUGAUGAGGGCCAACGAGGAUCUUGAAGUAAAAGAAAGCGGCUUACAGCUUCAUGAAAAUAACACAAAAGGCAAGGGUUGCUGCGGAUAGAAUUCAUCGGCUGAUGGCCGUAUCAGCUGUACUCGGUUAUUCAAUAUAUCACAAUAAUGAUAUAUCAGUGGUUUAAAUUGAACAAGAAGUGUUUAUAAAAAAACUUUAUUCUGAUUUAACUCUACUGUCAGAAUUUAGGAGUAAAUAAUUCAAUUGUCAUUACCGAGAUCAUGAACAAGUAUCCAAACUUAAAUGGCCAGUUAGCACAACGGAGCUAUUAUAGCUAUUACAGAAGUGUUUUAUUGUACGAAAUGUGAACUUGUUUCAUGCCCAUACUAUGAUCGCUAAAACCCUGUUUGUGUGUUUUAAGCAAUCAGGAAAGAAAAUCUGAGGUGAAUUUCUCUUCGAAAGUAUUUCGUAGUUGUUCCCCUUUUUACAAGUUUAGUAGUAACUAAGUAGAUCUAAUUUAUUAAUAGUUUCUCAGUUCCUCACAAAGUUUAUCUCUAUAGAAAAACUCUUACUAGAGACAUAUAUAUCUUUUUAUUCAUGAAAUUGCCAUUGACUUUUAGGUUGAUUCUCGCUCUAUUUUGAUUUUGUUUUUCCAUGUCGCAAAGUUUGGUUUUAUUAAAGAUUUUUUCCCGAAAAUAAUAUAUAUUCCAGGUAUAUAUGAAGUCGUAAUAAUGUAGGACUUUUCUGUCUCAUAGGCGUUCCUUUAUUUCGUCUGUUACCGUAUAUGUUUCAAGAAGCAAUCUGAAUACCCCUUUUCGGUUGUGCUUGUAUGGCUUCAUAAACGGGCUUAAUCAAACCGAGCCUGCAACAAUUUCGAAUAUGUCGUGUUGAGCGAUCUGUGGUGAUCCACUUUUUUUUAUUUCAUACAAGGAUUUGGUAGAUCAAACUCUUUCCGACUAAGUGUCAUUUGGGGUGCUUUUACCAAUAUUAUUUGGUCAUAAAACAUAACAUCUGUUUCGGAAUCAGUUCUUGAUUCAUGACAUGGUAACAGGAAAUGCACUCGAUCGUCUUACAGAAACUGAAUGUGAACAAUGUUCUUGGGUUAGAAAAAUUAAUAUUUAUUUUUAUAUAUACACAUGCUUAAAAACACAAACGUGUUCUUAUCACUUUAUUUUUAAUCUAGUCCCUUAUUUCUUGCACUAGUUAUUUUACACAUUGUUUCUGUGAAUUGCAAAAUAUGUAUCAAUAUAUUGGGAUAUGUUUAUUUAUAUUUUUUGUUUAAUAUAACACCAUUAAGUAGGUUUUACUAUGAAUAGUUAAAUCAUUUGGAUAGUAUUUUUUUUAUAAAGUUUAAUGCAUGUACCAUAGAUUUGUAAUAGUUAAUAGUUAAUUUUUGUAAUAAUUUGAUAUUCGUCGGCAUGUUUAAAGACAUCUUGCAUCGUUACUACUGAAACAGUGUCUUUACGUUUUAGAAAAGAAAAUAUACUAUCUGAGUAUUGGAAUGAGAAAGGUCCGCUGUUCAUAUUAGAUAGAGACAUUUGAAUUGAUCCUGAGAACAAUUUACCUUUUGAAAAUUUGGAAACCCCGCUUGAGUGGACCUUUUAUUCAACACCAUGUCUUCUCAGUUCUCCCAUUUUCUUUGAACUUUGUAUGUAUGUUCAAAUUCACCAUAGGACCAUGUUACUUCAUGGCCGUCAUGGAAAGAAUGACACAUGGCUCAUUCCGGAUAUGUUGAUUUUUUGUUUGUUUUGUAAUGUGAACUGUUUAAGUUUCAAGUACUUGUAUUUCAUGUAAGUGUAAUAGUUAAAUGUCGUUAUUUUGUUAAUUGUUCUUAAUGUCAAAUAAGUAACAAAAUGUUAUUGUUUUACCAUUUGAUCUAAAUAAAUUGAGUUUUUCUCUGAGUUGAAAGUUAUUAAUUUCGCUGUUGUUUAUGCUUAUUUAUUCUUACUAAAUGUCAAGGCUAUGUUUUACCAAAUAUUUGGACUUUAAUUGUAUCUGCUCACGAAUUUCUUUCAAAUUGUUAGACAUGUAAUAAUUCCGAAUUGGAGAUAAGGUUUUGUUCAUAUCACAAUAAAAUAAUGUAACGAAGUACAUUUUGGUAAAUGAACUGAAACGUUCAAAAUUACUACACUGCGAACAAUAUCUGUAUGAUUAUUAAACGUCUAUGAUAUGACCCACUUAAAAUCCUGAAUUUAAUUCUCUCAUGAUGCUUGUUCUUUGGUGUUAAAAUGUUGUGCAUUUAGAGCAGCAGGAUCUAUGUCUAAUUCUUGAACACUUUCAUCGCUUUUGUAACCAACUGGUAGAUAAAGUAGAAUCAGUUCCUUGAUUUGACUGUUCAGCUUUAAUUACUGAAAUGUUUACAAUUAUGCUUUAUGAUUAGGCUUGUACCUAUAACUACGUUUACUCUGGAAAGUACAGUAACGGUAAAUGAUCGAUCCGACAUUUCUUUUUGUUUCGAUCCUGCUUAAUAUACGAACCUUACAGCUUUGGAACCUGCUGACCUGAUAAAUAUCUUGUAGAUGUUGACCUCGUUGCUCUAUGGUUGUUUACAAAUUUACGAUUACAUAUAUGUUGCUUUCUUAUGACUAGAGCUACUUAUGUUUAGCAGUGAUGGUAAAGAUACUGAAAAUAAAGUUACUCAGAUCUUAAAAGUUUAAAGUUUGCGUUUUUAAUUGUUACUAGUAUGGUUUAUUGAUAUCAAAUUGUUGAAAAUUGUAAUUGUUAGGAAUUGUUGAUAUUAUUUCUGUUUUAAUGUUAAUUUACGUCAAAAAGAUGAAGAUUGUUAUUUUUGAAUGGUUAACUUUAUUGACAGCAUUAACUCUUGUUUCUUUCAAUGUUUCAAUGUUGUUUUGAUUAUCAAACUUUACUGAGACUUGUUAUUAUUUGUUUUACUGUUUAAUCCACCUUUUCUCUUUCAGUUUUCUUCAAAUAUAAGACAAUACCGUUAAUUUGAUAUCCUAUUUUAAAGAACCCUAAAGAAAGUAAUAUAGGAACGUUUUGAAUUUAAAAUAUCUUCGUUAUUUGAAUUUAUUGUAUAAAAGACUUUGAAAUGGUAUUCUCCAGUGUAAAUUUCAGUCAUUUUGGACACUAACACGAUUUGUUUGAAAUCACAAUUCAAUUUUGGCUUCAUUCGUUGAAGGAUUAUUGUAAAGUUUCAGGAUAUCUUACAGUAAAAUAUUGCAACUUGAGGGCAUGACGGAGGGAUGCAUAUUUUUGAUGGCCAGAAUUAUACGUAGAUAAAAUAUAUAUGUUUUGCCGUAAGAUUGACAUUAA
Mercenaria mercenaria is the source of this 6582-nucleotide messenger RNA. RefSeq names its product ras and EF-hand domain-containing protein homolog. NCBI's taxonomy places the organism in Eukaryota, Metazoa, Mollusca, Bivalvia, Venerida, Veneridae. The coding region runs from base 1090 to 3420 and encodes 776 amino acids. The record is from RefSeq and is a predicted model, not a curated record. The transcript is spliced from 19 exons. Gene Ontology annotation, molecular function: calcium ion binding; GTPase activity; GTP binding.